AUGGCAAAUCAUGGAAAACUAGAAGAAUAUGACUCACAAGAGGAAUGGAGUCAGUAUAUUGAGCGGUUGGAAUUUUAUUUCGAAGCAAAUGGCGUGGACGACGAAGAUAAACAACGAGCGAUAUUAUUGAGUGUUUGUGGUAGCAAGACGUAUAAGUUGAUUCGGAACUUAAUCACGCCAGGAAAACCGUCAGAGAAGACGUUUGCAGAGCUAGUAGAACUUGUACAACAACAUCAACACCCAAAACCUUCGGCAAUAGUGCAACGAUUCAAGUUUAAUACUCGGUUCAAGAAACCUGGUGAGUCAAUUGCUUCGUAUGUAGCUGAAUUAAGAAGUUUUUCAGAACAUUGUGAUUUCAAGAGUACCUUAGAAGAGAUGUUACGUGAUCGGUUGGUGUGUGGAAUAAAUGACGAACAGAUUCAGCGUAGAUUGUUAGCAGAAAGUUCUCUCGACUUUAAGAAAGCCAUGAAAAUAGCUACAUCAAUGGAGACUGCAGUAAAGAAUGCACGAGAUUUGACACAUCAGAUGGCCAAUGCAAAUAUAAAUACUGAGAAACCUGCAACAUUACACCGUGUGGACAACCAAAGACAAGGAAACCAACCAUGGUCAAAGGCUGAAUGUGGUCGGUGUGGGGGUAAACAUGACCCGCAACAAUGCAACAAGAAAGGACACAUAGCAAGAAAAUGUCGAAGCAACACUAAGGCGACUGGAAAAAAUCAACGAAACGACAACCCUAACUCAGGCACUAGCAGCAACUAUUUAAACAUGAAGGAUGACGAGAUCGAAGAGGAAGAUGACAACUAUGGGAUUUAUAGUCUGGGCAAAGAGCAAGCUGAGCCAUAUGUUGUUGAUGUACUGGUGAGCAAUGAAAGUCUAAAGAUGGAAGUAGAUACUGGUGCUGCAGUUAGUGUAAUGAAUGAGGAUACAUAUACAUUAUUGAAGAAAAAACACCCAAACCUAGAGUUGAAGGAAUCAAAGGUAAGACUAAAUACCUAUACGGGAGAGCAAGUUAAAGUUUCGGGUCAGCUGGAGACUUCGGUGAAGUAUGAAGAUCAAGAAGGCGUAUGGCCUUUACUAGUCAUAACGGGGAAGGGCCCUAACUUGAUUGGCAGAAAUUGGCUCCAAAAGAUUAAAAUAAAUUGGAAGAAUUUAUUUCAGUUAAAAGAGGACAAGAAUACCUCAGUCAGAGUAAAUAAGUUACUUGAGAAGUAUGAGAAAGUGUUUCAUGAAGAGUUAGGAACAUUUUCUGGUCUCAAAUCCAAAAUAUAUGUGGCUGAGGAUGCAAGUCCAAAGUAUUACAAGGCAAGACCUGUUCCCUAUGCAUUGAGGGAAAAAGUAGAAAAGGAGUUAGAAAGAUUGCAAGGAGAGGGAACUAUAGAGCCUGUCCAGUUCGCAGAUUGGGCAGCGCCAAUCGUACCAAUCGUUAAGGAUGAUAAGUCGAUAAGAAUUUGUGGGGAUUAUAAAGUAACUGUCAACCAAGCUGCAAAGUUAGACAAUUACCCGAUUCCCAAGGCAGAAGAUCUUUUUGCCACUUUAAGUGGUGGAGAGAAAUUCACCAAGCUGGAUACGAGUCAAGCCUAUCAGCAAAUCUUAUUGGAGGAUGAAUCAAAAAAAUAUACUACCAUCAACACACACAAAGGACUUUUUCAGUACAAUCGAUUGCCAUAUGGAGUGUCCUCGUCCCCUGGGAUUUUCCAGCGUACUAUGGAAAACCUACUGCAGGGGAUUCCUUUCGUGGUUGUGCGAGUGGAUGACAUUUUGGUCUCUGGUUCGAAUGAUGAGGAACAUUUAGCAAAUUUAGAAGAGGUUCUAAAACGGUUGUCAGAGCAUGGGUUACGCCUAAAGAAGAAGAAGUGUGCCUUCAUGGUGAACGAGGUGGUGUAUUUAGGCCAGAAGAUAAAUAGCCAAGGAAUACAACCAAUCCAAGAGAAAGUCAGAGCCAUCACCAAUGCACCGGCACCGACGAAUGUGUCCGAAGUUCGAUCAUACUUGGGAAUGAUCAACUAUUACCAAAAGUAUUUACCAAAUUUAUCAACGAUUCUGGCACCACUGCACAGCCUGUUGGAAAAAGGGAAAAGUUGGAAAUGGAGUGAAGAGCACCAAGAGGCAUUUAGAAAAUCCAAAGAGUUAUUGAAGUCCUCACAUCUAUUGGUGCAUUAUGACCCGGAGAAGGAGUUAAUACUGGCUUGCGAUGCCUCACCAUAUGGCUUGGGGGCUGUUUUGUCACACCGGAUGGAAGACAACACAGAACAACCAAUUGCAUUUGCCUCGAGAUCACUGUCCGCAGCUGAAAAAACCUAUUAUCAACUAGACAAAGAGGCGCUAGCCAUCGUAUUUGGUGUCAAGAAAUUUCACCAGUACGUGUAUGGUCGACAUUUCACCAUACUGACAGAUCACAAGCCGCUUGAGCGGGUACUUCAUCCGGAUAAAAUGACACCACCAAUGGCUGCAGCUCGAAUUCAGCGGUGGGCCUUAAUUUUGUCUGCGUAUGACUACGCCAUUCAGUACAAAGAAGGAAUUCAGAAUGCAAAUGCUGAUGCCCUCAGUAGAUUACCAUUGCCAGACACCCCAGGUUCAAUACCAGUUCCUGAAGAAACAAUCUUACUCAUGGAACUAUUGGAGACUACUCCAAUAAGAGCAGAGCAAGUGAAGAACUGGACAAAAAGAACUCCUAUACUUGCUAGAGUUUUGAAAUUUAUCAAACAAGGUUGGCCUAGCAAGUGUCCAGAUGGGGAGUUUCAACCAUAUUUUCAACGACGAGACGAGCUGAGUGUUCAAGACGACUGUAUACUUUGGGGAAACAGAGUGGUUGUUCCACCCCAAGGAAGAAGGCAAGUGGUUGACGAAUUACAUGAAACCCACCCAGGAAUAUGUAAGAUGAAAAGUCUAGCAAGAAGCUACGUGUGGUGGCCGAAUAUGGAUAACGAUUUGGAAAACAAAGUACGAACGUGCAACAACUGCCAGAUAAAUAGAAAGAAUCCUCCUGAAGCGCCACUGCACCCGUGGGAAUGGCCAAGCCGACCAUGGGAAAGAAUUCACAUUGACUAUGCUGGUCCAUUCUUGGGGAAAAUGUUCCUCAUCAUGGUCGAUGCGUACUCAAAAUGGCUCGAAGUGCAUCCAACGAAUGUGGCAACAUCGAGAGCAACAAUUGAAAAACUUCGAUCAACAUUUGCAAUCCACGGCCUUCCUAAAACAAUUGUUAGUGAUAACGGUAGUAAUUUUUGCAGUGAAGAAUUCGAAGAAUUUCUGGCGAAAAACGGCAUUCAUCACAGAAGGACUGCUCCUUAUCAUCCAGCCUCCAAUGGACUUGCAGAACGGGCGGUCCAGACGUUUAAGGAAGGGAUGAAGAAGAUGUCAAAUAAGGAAAGUUUGGAAACUAGAGUGUCUCGGUUUCUCUUCAAAUACCGUUUCACGCCACACUCAACCACAGGGAUAGCGCCAGCGGAAAUGCUUAUGAGCAGAAAACCAAGAUCUUCCGGCCCUUGGACGUACUACAUCCAGAUGUAAGACAAAGAGUACAGGACCAACAGAAGAAGCAGAAAGAGUUACACGAUCAACAUGCAGUGGAUCGACAAUUACGACCAGGUGAUUUAGUAUAUUCGAGAGAAUAUGGAAAACAACAAAAGUGGUGUCCAGGAGUGAUCAAUACACAAACCGGGCCAGUUUCCUAUACCAUACAGUUGGAAGACGACCGCGAGGUUCAUCGCCAUCAAGAUCAGGUGAUCCAUAGGGAAACACCCGAAGAAAACGAAAAUGACGUCAUGGAUCCAGAUAUCAACCAGCAACCCGUUCCAGACCAACAAGUGGUUAGCGGAGAAAAUGCAGUUCCAGCAGCCCGAUAUCCGCAAAGAGAUAGACAGACACCGGACUAUUAUUCGUGAGUAAUUACAUUAAUAUUAGAGUAUAAAACACUAAGGGAUUACAAACUGUUAGGUUAUAGUGUUGACAUUAUUAGUUUAGAUGUUAUGUUGCAGGGACUCUGGUUUUAAUCCAGGAAAAAAGGAGUGUAACAUCCGGGAGUUAGCACUUCCGGCGGGAAAAAACAGGCACCUCGAGGAGAACUAGACAGCUGUAUUAACAAGGAGUUUUACUUAGCAUAGUUGGGUUUUAAGGUUAAAAUACUACAGCUAUAUACUGGCUGUACAGUAUAUAGUGCAUAUAGGCAUUUGCAGCUCUGUAUAUUGCGCAUCUUGAACAUAUAGUUGAAGAUAUAACUUACAACUUUCCACAACAAUUUUGCAUUUCUGUUUAUCUGCAGGAAAUUUGUGUAAUUCCAUAUCACAAAAUACAUCCAAUGCCAACCUAAAGAACGAAUUCAAAUUUCAAAGGCGAUACACUAUCUGGUCGACGACGUCAUUAGACCAAGCAAACUCAUUGAAUCGAAAAAAUGUUUGUAAUCAACUGCAGGGAAUCAAGCUCUGCAUAAAGAACUUAUUCCUUCAAAACAAAUUGAGCAAGGAAUAGCACAUUAACACCGAGAAAAGAGAGGAUAUAUGUAUGAUGUUACCGCCAGAAAGCUAUAUAAUAACAUUUUUUAUUCAAUCUAUGGGCUGAAUGGGAAAAUUACGUUCUAUGCAUUUUAUAUAUAUGCCUGGCAAAAAUGCAUGCCAACGUGCUUCAAUUUCUUUAAUUUUCAUCCUGUUUCCACUUUCUUUAAUUUUCAUCCUGUUUCCACAAAAUUUCCCAUAAACAUAGAACAUGUCAUUCUUACAAAUCGUUUGUUUUUUGUUUUUCGAAUUGCUACAUUUUUGGCGGGAAAAUGACGUCACGAACUUGCCGCUAAAAAAUUAACAGUUAGCUAUUGUUAAUUUUAUGCACUUAUUCGGUAGACGUCAUUGAGAGAGUCUUAAAACUGAAGUCUGUAAAAGGCCACAAGUUUAAAAGGUGAGGGUUCAAAUUUUAUUAUAAAAGGCAAGUGAAUUAUUGGCGCAGUGCCGUAGCUGCGCAAGUUUAAAAGGUGAGGGUUCAAAGGUUGCGUUGCUUUCUGUAAGAAUUAUUAUUCGCUUGGGUCAACACCUUGUCAAACGGCAUUUUGUUUCUGUGGUCUGUUUUACGUGUCUAUUAAUUAAUAGGCUUGUGAGGCACGUUGUUACUAUCAUUUGUUGUUGGUGAAGGAGUCAAUCCGUCAAAUAACGAAAAUCUUUAAAGGUUAAACAGUAACACAAGAUUAAAAACUCCGUCUAUCAAGAUUCUAUCAAGUAUCAACUAUACGAUUUUUCAGACAUAUUAAUCAAAACAGGAACCAAAAGACUUGGUUCACACAUCAGUCAGUCGAAACCAAAUACAAAUAUAAAAAAUCGAGCAAAGCUUAACACACAACGGUCACAUUAUAAAACGUUUGUAACAAGGGACUCAUAGUCAUUGUCCCAUUAUAUUGAAAAGCGCCAUGCAUUCCUUCAGCCGGAUAGACGCACAGGGAUCAAGUUACACGUGGUUUAAUACUGUUUUACUUUUAAAAAGUUCAUCCAAUUUUAUCAAUCUUCUAAGCCGUUCGAGAGAAAGCCAGAAAGUAGUAAUAACAUUUUGUCGCAUUAAUAUUUGUAAAUUACCAUAAGGCAUGAUCAUUUUUAGUAACCGCUAGUUAACCGCUAGUUAACCGCAAUUUUAGUGUAAACUAUUUCUAGUUAUAACUAUACUACCAUAGUAACAAAAUGGCUGAUUUUUACAUUUGUACCGCUAUAUCUUCGCGAGAAAUAGUGGUAUUUAGAAACAGAGUUCAGUUUUAUGACUCUCUCAAUGUCGUCUACCGAAUAAGUGCAUAACAUUAACAAUAGUUAACUGUUAAUUUUUUUAGCGGCAA
This is a messenger RNA of Paramuricea clavata, 5800 nucleotides long. The record is from the annotation of a GenBank genome assembly. Lineage: Eukaryota; Metazoa; Cnidaria; Anthozoa; Malacalcyonacea; Plexauridae.